Messenger RNA from Rhineura floridana, 1635 nucleotides. RefSeq names its product solute carrier family 2, facilitated glucose transporter member 5-like. NCBI's taxonomy places the organism in Eukaryota, Metazoa, Chordata, Lepidosauria, Squamata, Rhineuridae. The record is from RefSeq and is a predicted model, not a curated record. Gene Ontology annotation, cellular component: membrane. The transcript has 12 exons. Bases 1 to 1560 code for a protein of 519 amino acids. Gene Ontology annotation, biological process: monosaccharide transmembrane transport. Gene Ontology annotation, molecular function: hexose transmembrane transporter activity.
AUGGAAAGCACUUCAGAAGAGGGAACAAAGGCUCCAGAACCCCGCAAAUGGGCAGUGACAAGGCAGCUUGUGCUGGUGACACUGGUUACUUCCUUCGGAUCGUCUCUCCAGUAUGGUUACAACCUCUGGGUGGCUAACCACCCUGCUACGCUCGUCCAAGUCUUUCACAACAGCACCCUUCAAAAGAAGAAGAUCACCAUUGAAGCGAGCUUACUCACCCUCCUCUACAGUCUAACCAAUUCAACCUUCUCGCUCGGAGGCCUAAUUGGAUCUCUGUUGGUCAGUCCCAUGGUGGAUAGAUGCGGCAGGAAAGGUGCCUUGGUACUGAAUAACAUUUAUUCCAUCUUCGCAUCUCUCAUCCUGGGUUGUUCUGCUGUGGUCCGUGCCUAUGAAUACGCCAUAUUUUCACGCUUGGUCAUCGGAGUAAGCUCAGGCAUAUUCUCUUCUGCUGUCCCAUUGUACCUCGGAGAGGUGGCCCCCCGAAAUCUGAGGGGAUCUGUCAUUAUAGUGUCCCUUAUCUUUCUCACCGCUGGUAUCUUGAUCUCACAGAUCCUUAGUCUCCAAAAAUUCUUGGGGGCCCAAAAAGACUGGCCCAUACUGCUGAGCCUCAAUGGAUUCUUGGCGGUGUUUCAAGUCAUCGUAUUGCCCACCUUCCCCGAAAGUCCAAGGUAUCUACUGAUUCAGAAGAAGGACGAGGAGAAAGCCAGGCAAGCCUUGAAGAAGCUGAGAUGCCAGGACGAUGUAGAGAGUGAGGUGGAAGAACUCUAUGAGGAGGACAUCUCGGAAAAGAUGGAAAAGGAUAUGAACGGACUCAAGCUGCUGUGCUACCGAGGUCUGCGUUGGCAAGUCAUCUCCGUUGCCAUCUUGAUGGGUGGCCAGCAGCUGACAGGCUUCACCGCGGUGAUAUAUUAUGCAAAUAAAAUCUACAUCACGACGCAUCUAAAGAAGCAGGAAGCUCAUUAUUACAAUGUCUUGUCAGUGGCUUUUUUAAUUUUCACGUUGAUGGUCAUGGCAUAUACAGUAGAUUCUGUGGGGCGAAGGAUUCUCAUUCUCACUGGAUUUGGCAUCUGCAGUAUCGCUUGUAUUUUGUUAGCCAUGACCAUUGAACUUCAGCCCGGCAUGCCAUGGAUGUCGUACGUCACCAGAGUUCUCUUCUUCCUCUUCUUCUUUGGACACACCCUCGGGCCAGCGUCGAUUCCCUAUGUGUUGAUGCUGGAACUAUUCCUUCAGUCAUCCCGGUCCACUGCCUUCGCCAUCGGGGGAUUUGUGCAGUGGCUUCUGCAGUUCCUUGUAAAGCUCUUUUUCCUUCAGAUAGAGAUCCGGAUUGGCUCUUACACCUUUCUCCUGUUCUGGCCUAUCUGCAUAGCUGUAUUUAUUUAUAUCUUCAAGAUUGUCCCAGAAACCAAGAACAAGACCUUUGUGGACAUCAAGAGGUUAAUGUCUGCCAAUAUGGCCAAGAAGAUCCAGGUGCAAGGGGCAAAUCCCGAACACAGUAAAACUAGGAAACGGGCAACACAUCACAGUGUUAAAGCAAUGCGCAGGGCUACAAUGCCCUCUUAAUAUUGGCCUACAGCUUUUGUUGGCACGCGAAAUGCAGCAGUUUCUCUUCUUGUCAAAGACAUCGCCUGUUCCUGU